AUGUCGGACGACGAUGAUUUUAUGCAAGACUCUGGGGAUGAGGAUUAUGACUUCGACUACGAGGGCUCCGGUGAUGAUGACGACUCCGGUGAUAUUGGAAUCGAAAACAAAUACUACAAUGCCAAGCAGAUGAAGGCCGAAAACCCGGAGGAAGCGGUAGAUGAGUUCUUAGGCAUACCACCGUUGGAAAUGGACAAAGGCGACUGGGGAUUCAAAGGACUGAAGCAAGCCAUCAAAUUGGAGUUCAAACUUGGACGAUACAGCGAUGCUGUCGAACAUUAUCGCGAACUCCUUACCUACGUCAAGUCCGCCGUCACUCGCAAUUACUCCGAGAAAUCCAUCAAUAAUAUGCUCGACUACAUUGAGAAGGGAUCCGACGGUCGUCAGGCGUAUCAAUGCAUGGAGGAUUUCUAUUCUUUGACACUUGAAUCAUUCCAAAACACGAAUAACGAGCGGCUCUGGCUGAAGACAAACAUAAAGUUGGCUCGGUUAUGGCUAGAGCGCAAGGAAUACGGCCAGCUCAGCAAGAAAGUGCGAGAAUUACAUCGGGCAUGCCUGAAGGAAGACGGAACAGACGAUUCCAGCAAGGGCACAUACUUGCUGGAGCUGUUUGCUCUAGAGAUUCAGAUGUAUGCGGAAACGAAGAACAAUAAACGUCUCAAGGCCCUCUACCAGCGAGCCCUUCGAGUACGGUCCGCCGUGCCCCAUCCGAAGAUCAUGGGUGUCAUCCGAGAAUGUGGUGGCAAAAUGCAUAUGAGCGAGGAGAACUGGGAAGAGGCACAGAGCGAUUUCUUUGAGUCAUUUCGAAACUACGAUGAGGCGGGCUCGAUCCAACGAAUUCAAGUGCUGAAGUACCUGGUUCUGACCACCAUGCUUAUGAAGUCAACCAUCAACCCGUUCGAUUCUCAAGAGACCAAGCCAUACAAAAAUGACCCUCGGAUCUCAGUGAUGACCGAUUUGGUGGACGCCUAUCAGCGUGAUGACAUCCAUGUGUAUGAGGCUGUGCUGAGCAAGAAUCCUGACGUGCUGGCCGACCCGUUCAUCGCCGAGAAUAUCGAUGAGGUCAGCCGCAAUAUGCGCACCAAGGCCGUGCUCAAAUUGAUUGCCCCGUACACCCGAUUCUCUCUCCAGUUUAUCUCAAAGCAUGUCAGAAUUGCUGUGCCCGAGGUGCUGGAUAUCCUGGGCUUCCUGAUUCUCAAUAAGCAGCUAGACGCCAGCAUCGACCAAUCGAGUGGAAUUGUGGUGGUAUCAACCCCUAACGACGAGGAACGAACCCGUGCCAUGAGACAGUGGAGUUCAUCCCUGUACUCCCUUUGGAAGACGGCUCUCAACGGCGAAGGGCUUCGCGCGGACGAAGGUACGCACGCGGGCUCCAUGUUCAACCCCGGCUUUGGUGACGACUCCCCUAUGGGUAUGCGGCCUCUCAACCCACGCAGCCGACGAGACGUGCGAGGCAAAGCGCCCGGGCUUAAAUUAACUGGAACUUCUUAA
Messenger RNA from Penicillium odoratum, 1491 nucleotides. RefSeq lists its product as uncharacterized. Gene Ontology annotation, biological process: protein deneddylation. NCBI's taxonomy places the organism in Eukaryota, Fungi, Ascomycota, Eurotiomycetes, Eurotiales, Aspergillaceae. Gene Ontology annotation, cellular component: COP9 signalosome. The coding region runs from base 1 to 1491 and encodes 496 amino acids. The transcript is spliced from 4 exons. The record is from RefSeq and is a predicted model, not a curated record.